Microtus ochrogaster (prairie vole) is the source of this 1959-nucleotide messenger RNA. RefSeq names its product transmembrane protein 267 (gene Tmem267). NCBI's taxonomy places the organism in Eukaryota, Metazoa, Chordata, Mammalia, Rodentia, Cricetidae. The record is from RefSeq and is a predicted model, not a curated record.
ACUGCGGUGAGUCAGGUCUGAGACCUUCCAUGCAUCGCUAGCCAUGCGGCAUCCACUGAAGGAAGUUAGAAACUUCCUUUGAGACCCAGACCCAUUGUCCAUUGAGCGUCCAGCACCAGGAUACCAGGGAUGAAGACAAGAGUAGACUGUUGGUCCCUGAUGGCUGUUGCUGUAUACUGACACAGUUUAUGAUGGCGUCCAAAGUUGAAAAGACUCAGGCUUUACAACAGUGUUUCAGCACCGAGUCUCUCAUCUCCAGCCUCGGUCUGGGCAUCUUUUGCCUAGUAGCUGAUAGACUUCUCCGGUUUUCCGUAAUUCAUCAAAACGAUUGGCUUCGCGCCCUCUCAGAUAACAUAGUACACGGCGUGAUUGGCAUGUGGUCAUGGGCAGUCGUCAUUGGAAUCAAGAAGAAGGCUGACUUUGGAGAGGUUCUUUUAGCUGGGUUUUUAGCCUCUGUUAUUGAUAUCGACCAUUUUUUUCUCGCAAGAUCCCUGUCUUUAAAGGCCGCUUUGACGCUUCCGAGAAGACCUUUCCUCCACUGUUCCACCGUGAUACCCGUGGCAGUUGUGAGCCUGAAGCUGACCAUGCACCUUUUCAGGCUCCGGGACUCGUGGUGCUUCCUCCCGUGGAUGCUGUUCAUUUCCUGGGCUUCGCACCACAUCCGAGAUGGAAUUCGUCACGGCCUGUGGAUAUGCCCAUUUGGGAAAACUUCUCCUUUGCCCUUCUGGCUUUAUGUGAUAACCACAUUAUCCUUACCACAUUUGUGUUCAUUCCUUAUGUAUUUAACAGGGACCAGACAAACGAUAUCUUCAAAACAUGGGAUGCUUGUUGAUGUCUGAGAUUGUUGAUGUCUGAGAUGACCAUAUGCCUCUAAGGAAAGGCAAUAAUUCAGAUGACGAUAAUGAAAGACAGCCAGUGUUCAACUGAAAUUUUGUUUUUGUUUUUGAGGCAGGGUUUCUCUGUACAGCCCUGGAUGUCUUGGAACUCCCUCUAUAGACCAGGCUGGCCUCAAAUUCAGAAAUCCACCUGCUUCUGCUUUCUGAGUGUUGGGAUUAAAGGCGUGGGCCAUCACUGCCAGGCCUCAAGUGAAAAUUUUAAAACACAGUUAGGUACUUUAUUUAGUUUUUACAAUUCUCGGGCCCUCUUGCUCGGGAGGCAGGCUCAGUACUUGCCCUUCCCUCUUACGUGACCAUCUAGUGCAGUAUUGGGUUUGACCUUAUUUCAUGCUCUGUUGUUAUAUUGCUGCUGCUUUGUCUGACAUUACUGGUUUUGUCAAGUUGAUACCUACUGAGCUGUCUGGAAGUCUGUCUUCAAAACCAGUCCAUUUCCUAAUAUAAAAAAAAAAAACCUCAAAAUUUUGGAUGGCUAACUCAUAAAAAGCUCACAUGAUAUUUGAAUUUAUAUUUUCCUGGGACACCGAAACAGUGAAGUGGACAAAAUAAAUAAGGUCAUAAUAAGAUGUCUAUUGAGGACUAACAAUCAUUUCACAUAUGUUGACCCUGACUGAAGUAAUAAUCUUAAAUAUUUGUGGACAGUAAUUAUUAGCAAAUAUCUAACUAAAAUAAUAAAAUUAAAUCUAAGUUACGAUUUCAGAAAUCAAUUUAGGAAGUAAUUGUUAUCACAUUGCCUAUAAUUACAUUCACUGAAAUUAUUGGGGGGGGGGGUUAGUAUCUUUGCCCAGGAAUCUCAUGUUAGCAUUUUCACUAAUUUGAAAAACAUAACUAAAUAUUUAGAAAAUAUUUAUUAACAACGAGCUUUGACAAAGCAAUACCUGGAUCACCACUGAACUUAUAUAAAAACAGUACUGAGCAAUGGUGUCAUCUGAGAUGCAGAUUCGUGACGGCCACUAAAAUUGCAAUAGUUGUGUGAUUGUGACAAACUAGUCUAAAAUGUUAUUCAAAUGAUUUUUUUUUAAAUCUUCUCCUUACUGAGAACAAAAGGAUUUUUCAAAAUAAAAUA